AUGUCUUCUCAUCACUCACCGUACGAUAAUAUCGAGACUGCAUCUCACUCAACACUAGGUCACUCUGAACCUCAAGGCCAGAAACGGAAACACUCGACUUCACAGCCUGGACGCGAAUAUGGACUGAUGCGCGAUACAGGCGAGCACGAUGCCGCUCGAUUUGUAGGAAGUGGCAGUGGAAUUCAUUAUAUUCGUGCUGUUCAUCUUCGUCUUGCCAAGAGAUCAGCAUCAAGAACUACAGAACCUGGGUCUUCGACGAUAAACACGCUUAUUCCCGGUGAAGACGAUCAACUUCGUCAAGAUGCCUCAAUAAGAAGAAAUCGAGAGCAGUUUCUUUGGAAAGAUGAUGAAGUCUGUGGAAAUGACACAAGUGAUACCUUUGAAAACUUGGUCGAGUGGUCCAAGAGCUAUUUCGAGGCAUGGCAUCCUGUUCUUCCGUUCCUUCACGGGCCUCAUGUUCUGGGGUUAUUUGAAGAGGUUGCUAAGAAUGGAACGCUAUUGCUUGACCCUAUCGAUAUGGUCAUCUUGAAGUCUGUUCUUUCUAUAUCGCUCGCGGAUAGUCGACAGGCCACUCCUUUCAAAAAGCCCAUCCCAAAAGUAUAUCUCUUCAACAGCGUCGACGAUGCGUUGGCGAGCUCACAAUUUGCUUUAAGCCAGCCGGCGUCAAUCCGUUCAACCCAGGCAGCUUUGGCUAUUCAGUUGUUCCUGACUUCGAUGCUUUGUCUCAACGCCGCGUCACGGUUAGGCGGACUCAUCGUCAGAACUGCAUUUCACAUGGGUCUUCAUCGAUGCCCUGCGCGAUAUCCCUUCUUCACAGACAAGGAAGUUUCAGUUCGGCGAAGGGUUUUCUGGUGCAUCUACAUACUAGAGAGGCUUCUUUGCCAGUCUCUCGGGUUACCUCUCGAUAUACGAGAUGACGACCUGGAUGUCUGCUAUCCCGGUGAGGAACGCCAUACAAUAACGAACAGGGAAGAAAAUCCGGAAAGAUUACAACUCCUUACGUUCGUGGCAAAGCAUGCUCGCAUACGCGGACUCAUUCUCGAGCUCAGGAACAAGUCCAUGCUACAACGACAAGAUACUGCAGAUCGAACAGCGUUUGUUCAAGCUGAGCUGGCGAAAUGGUUUAAUGAAAUUCAGGACGCAGUAGAAGAGGACGAUCUGGCCGAUGCAAGCUCGACUACUCCAGCAAUAUCUGAACAUCACAAGGUUAUGGUCUUGGUGCUGAAACAUGAGUCGGCAAUAUGCUUGAAUAGACCUGGACUCGCUUCAGAACAUCCUUCUUCCUCGUACUCAUCCGCCUUUCAAGCCUGCAUCUCAGCUGCCAAGUCUAUCUUGAUAAUCCUCAAGAAACAUCGAAACCGCCAUCAGUUAUCUGUAGACUCGAAUAGUGCAAAGUCUCAAGCACCGUUGUUGUGGCCUUCCUUCACAUGGUCGAUAUGGAUCAGUGCAUUUGUCCUUAUUCAUGCUGCCUUUGAAAAGCAGGUCCAUUUGGGUAGUGCAAUGAAGCAUGUUGCUGCGGCCAAGGACAUCCUUGGUCAUCUGGCUGCACGAGAUACAUCGUGGCCAGAAUACUGCCUCGGGGCCAUUGAUGAACUCACCUCCACGGUGCAAGAACUUUCCCAAGAGCGGCCCACGAUGAUUGAAUCUCCGGUAGAUGCCAUCAUCACAACGCGUAGUUUCUCACCUAGCGUCGGAAGUCAAGUACGGGGUGGUGAAAAUACAACCCCCACAAGACUUCCAAGAACACAGCAUGCUCAAUCUCAUGGCACUGAAACAAGAGAAAGCCCAAACUCUAUCCCUCAAAACGCCUCCUCCAAUACCCAAGCAUUCCAAGGACUAUCAUCCACUCAGCCUUUCAGACCACAACAAAAAAGACCAAGGACAACGUAUCAUUCUACGGGUAUCCUACCUCAAGACAUACCUUACUCGCAACCCCAGAAUCCUCAAGCACCAUAUUCCAAUGACUUUCUAUCUACACCAAACACUUCACUGAAUCCAGAGGGACCUGGUAUGAACUUGGAUAACAUACCACUAGAAGGCCAUGAGUCAAUGAUGUGGUAUGAUCAGCUCUUUGCAAGUUCAUUCAGCGCUAUCGACAAUCCCUUUCUUGUAAAUGCGGAGUUUGACGCUUCUGUUGAUCCAACUUGGAAUUACUUAAGAUAG
Fusarium tjaetaba is the source of this 2163-nucleotide messenger RNA. Its product is annotated as transcription activator acu-15. Gene Ontology annotation, biological process: DNA-templated transcription. The transcript has 2 exons. Gene Ontology annotation, molecular function: DNA binding; zinc ion binding. Bases 1 to 2163 code for a protein of 720 amino acids. The record is from RefSeq and is a predicted model, not a curated record. Lineage: Eukaryota; Fungi; Ascomycota; Sordariomycetes; Hypocreales; Nectriaceae.